UAUAUAUACGUAUAUGCAUAUGUAUCUACACACUUUAUAUACUUAACCUAUAAAAAAAAAAAAAAACAAAUUUCAUGCAACAAGUGAAAAGAACAAUAUUGAAAGAUCAAAUGUAUUUUAAUUGAAGUAUUAAAUGAAUUUAUUAAAAUGCCAACAGUUAUAGCAUUAGAUGUUUCUCUAUCAAUGAGACGUCCUGUAACAAUUGGAAGUACAGGAAAUAGUGAUAAUUCUCAAAGUGAACAAUUAACAAGGCAUCAUUUAGCAAUUCAUGGAAUAAAUGCCUUAUUACAUUAUUUACAAACUAAUUCUAAAUUGGAAUUUGUUUCUUUGGUAUUAUUUUCAUCGCUUUAUGAAGUAAUAUGUCCAUUUACUCGUGACUAUGAUAGUAUACGUGCAAAGUUACAAAAUAUAGAGGAAUGUGACAAAACCUGCAUUGAAACAGCUUUACAUGGUGUUAAUAAUGUGAUCAUGGCAGAAUGGGGCAAUACUACGGCCUGCCAAGUAGUUUUAAUAACAGAUGGUAAUCCUGGUAUUGGACCAAUGUCUUUGGGAGAUUCGUUAAAUUCCUUAAAUGUAACAAGAGAUAUGAAUCCUUUUCCAUUACCUUUUCCAUAUCCAGGAAAAUUAAGUGUCGUUUGUAUUGCACCAUCUCAAGAUCCAGGCUUGUCUGUAGGUUUACCUCUUUACCAACGCCUAAUUGAUUUAGCUGGAUGUGACAGUAUUAUAUUAGUACCAGAUUCUCCUCUCACAAAGCAUUCUGUUGCAGUAUGUUUCCAAAAACUAGCAGAAACAAAUUAUGUGUCUUUUCAAGGUUAUUUAAAGUGUGGCUAUUUAGGUUCACGUAUUCUUUUAUCUCCACCUCCUAUGCCAUAUACAAAGAAAACAGAUUUUGAACUGAUAUCUGGUUUAAUGAUAUCAAAGAAUAUUGAAAUUUGUGGAUUUAUAUCCGUAGCAGAUGUUGGUAGUCCUAAUGCUAUAUCUAGACAUUUAGUUUUACCAUUGCCUACUGAAAAAAAUGCAAAUAUGCAAGGUAUAUCGUUGGAAGAAGAUUCAGAUACAGAUGAAAAUGGAGAUGAAGGCAAAAUACCAUCCUUUUGUGUAUUAUUACAUGGAGCUUUAAAGGUAGAAAAUAUGGCAGCUCUAUGUUUAUUGAAUAAUGAAUGGUUUGGUUUUAUUUAUUCAUGGGCAGAUACAAAAAAGAAGUCAAAUUUAAUGUUAACGGUUCUAGAACCAGGACCUGAUAUCGUACCAUGGUUAGGUAAUUUCAAUAAUUUAGGUCCAGCUGAUGCAGCUCAAGGUGCACAAGUUUCUUUCCCUGUUAGACCUACUGAAAAGAGAAGUUAUACACAAAAUGCACCGUCAUGGAUUCGACAAGUGGGAUUGCAAUCUGAUAUUCAAAAAAUAUUAAGACAUGCAAGAAAAUUGCCAGAGAAGACACAAAAUUUUUACAAAGAAGUAAACAGGUUACGCAGAGCAGCAGCCUCUAUGGGCUUUGUAGAAUUGUUGGAAGGUUUGGCAUGUAUACUAGAACGAGAGUGUACAUUGUUACCACCAAAUUUAAAUCCAGAUUGCACAAUACAGUUAGGACACGUCGCUGCAAUGUUACGAAAACCUGAAUUUCUCGAACUAAGAUAUAAUAUUCCACCGACACGAACCAAAUUUCAACAAGAAGGUUCAUAAAGUGACAAAAAUAUGCAUUUGCAAUAAUGUAUUUAUAUUAAAUGUUAAGGAUAAAAAUAUUAGAUAUUAAGUAUCAUUGUUUUUUAUAAGAUAAUAGUAAAAUUUUACAUUUUUUACUAUAA
Vespa crabro (European hornet) is the source of this 1802-nucleotide messenger RNA. It is a transcript of the gene IntS14, whose product is annotated as integrator complex subunit 14. Gene Ontology annotation, biological process: snRNA 3'-end processing. The coding region runs from base 148 to 1680 and encodes 510 amino acids. Gene Ontology annotation, cellular component: integrator complex. The transcript is spliced from 6 exons. NCBI's taxonomy places the organism in Eukaryota, Metazoa, Arthropoda, Insecta, Hymenoptera, Vespidae. The record is from RefSeq and is a predicted model, not a curated record.